Molecule: messenger RNA, 1761 nt
Organism: Chiloscyllium plagiosum (whitespotted bambooshark)
Lineage: Eukaryota; Metazoa; Chordata; Chondrichthyes; Orectolobiformes; Hemiscylliidae
Source: RefSeq, a predicted model, not a curated record
CUUCUCAAAAGCAUGCGCGCUGCUGGCGGAAUUAGCCAAUCCGAGGGCACCAAGAGGGAGUCGGUCUGUCGAACGCGUUAUCGCGAUAUGUGUUGCCACGAGCACAACCACGGACAGAGUGGGUAAGCUGUAGGCGGCGGAGAGAAGAGAGUGUGCGGAAUGAAAGAAGAGAAAGAGAACAAGGGGCGUGAGCGGCGAGUGGACAUCCAGUUCAGAGACAGAGAGGAAGGGGAAAAACGCAAAGAGAAAGAUGAGAAAAAGGAGGUGCUCACUAAGGUGGUGAUUAGGCGUUUACCUCCUACUUUGACUAAAGCACAGCUAGAGGAACUACUGCAUCCACUACCAACACAUGAUUAUUUUGAAUUUUGUGCUGCUGAUACAAGCCUGUACCCCCACUUGUUCUCUAGAGCCUACAUCAAUUUUAAAAAUCCUGAUGAUAUAAUUCUCUUCAGAGACCGAUUUGAUGGAUAUAUCUUCAUUGAUAAUAAAGGUCAGGAAUACCCAGCUGUGGUUGAAUUUGCUCCAUUUCAGAAAAUUUCUAAAAGGAAGCUGAAAAAGAAAGAUGCGAAAUCUGGGAGCAUUGAGGAAGAUCCUGAGUACAAGAAGUUUUUAGAAAGUUACUGUGCAGAUGAGGAGAAAAUUGCAGCCAACCCAGAGACGCUUCUGGGAGAGAUCGAGGCAAAGACCAGAGAACUGAUUGUGGGUACAGACCAAUUCCUAACACUGGAGAAUGUCUAUAGCCAGGAACUUAAAGGUGUAAGCAGAACUUGGAAGCAGCUGCGUGUCUACAAGAACACAGCCAGGAGAACCACACCACUUCUGGAGUAUAUUAAAAACAAGAAGCUUGAAAAACAGCGAAUCAGAGAGGAGAAAAGAGAAGAGAGGAGGAGGAGGGAGCUGGAGAAAAAACGUUUAAGAGAGGAAGAAAAAAGAAAACGUAGAGAGGAAGAAAGGCGUAAAAGGAAAGAAGCAGAAAAACAGAAAAAAAUAGCAGAGAAGGAAAGAAAAGAAGAAAUAAAAAUUAAGUUAUUAAAAAAGGCUGAUAAAGAGGAGGAACAAGACUCGGACAAAAGGAAGGAGAAAACGGAGGAUGGUGACAAUGGAAAAGGAAAAUGGGAAAAAUUGUGUUGCCCAGGAAACCUGCAAGGAAAACGGCCAGAGAUUUCGCAGAAAGAUGUCAAAGACAGACAGCCAAAUGAUAGUGAUAGAGAACGUAGGGAGAGGGAACGGGAAAGAAGAUUAAGGGAAAAAGAACGAGAACGAGAGCGACAGAGGCGUCGUGAGGAUGAGCGCAGAAAGCAAAAAGAGCGUUAUGAAGUAGAGAGGGCUAUGAAAACAAAAGAAGAAGAAACAAAAAGAGGGAAAGACCAUGGACAGGAAAGAGAAAAGAAGGGAGACAGCCUCAGCUACAUGUUCAGUACUGAGAAAAUAGAAAAACUGAGUAAAGAAGACAAAAAUGAUGACAUGGGAUCUAAAAGGGAACGAAUAAGGAAUAAGUCAUCACAGGUCAAUGAAGUGGACUUUGAUAACUCAUCGGAAUUGAGGGGUGAGGAUCAAUACAAGCAGAUACAGAAUCACCAGAUUAAGCAGGACCGUCCAGCUAUGCAGUUGUAUCAACCUGGAGCACGCUGCCGAACUCGUCUAGGAUCUGGUGGAAAAGCAUUUGACUAUUGCAGUAAAUCCUCUGAAGACAGCGCUGAGAGAAAAUAUGAAGAUGAUAGCUCUAUUGGAGCUGGUUCUGAGAAGAGUUGCGAAGAAUGA